Molecule: messenger RNA, 1311 nt
Organism: Phalaenopsis equestris
Lineage: Eukaryota; Viridiplantae; Streptophyta; Magnoliopsida; Asparagales; Orchidaceae
Exons: 4
Coding region: 1-408 (135 amino acids)
Source: RefSeq, a predicted model, not a curated record
AUGGAGAAAUUGUUUAAAACUGAAGUUAAACAAAAUAGACCAUGGCUAACCCCAGCACUUAUAACAACUUGCUCAUCCUUUUUGACGAGCAGCAAUGAUCCUCAGAUUCGCCAUAUAGGUGAUGCGGGGCUGGGACGUGAGCCAGGCGCGGGACACAAGCGGUACGCGGAGGCGAGCGGGACGCGGGAGGCGAAGACUCCGCACGAGCGGGAGCGUCCAAUUGAAAGCCGAUCCAGCAGGAUUUAUGGAGUCAAUUUCCUGUUUUAUGGCUGUCUGAGGAGGUGUGAGGAGCUGGUGGUGUUUCGAUUAUAUCCUACUCUAAAGGAUAGAUCUUCAGAACACUCAUUUCACCAUGAAACUCGAAAGUGGUGCCAAGAUAUGGUUGACCAACACUUUAAUCAAUAUUGACAACACUAGGGCUACCAUCCAUUUUGAUAGCCUCAAAAUCCCCGCAUAAGCUACGAUAAUUGUUGUCGUAUUUGUUUGCAGAAUGCAUCCGUGAGGCCAUCCUGUAAUGCCUCAUCCUGCAACUACACAACAUGUCGUGCUCACCAGUCCGUGCAAGGCCCAAAACUUGCUUAAGCUAAUGUUAUUGAAGUUUCCAAAAGAGGACAUUGGUAUUUGAAAAAUUGAUUACUAGUGAAGCUCCAACCAUGAGGAAAACUAUCACCAGGCAAAAGUUUUCAUUGGUGCUCGUUCAUUGGUUUGCUACCAUAUUCGAUGCACCUUUCAUGUUGAGCAGACAUGAUGUUGAAGCUUCCUCAUCUGGAAGAAAACUAACUCGAAAACAUAAGAGAAAGAAUGUUGAAUUGCAAGAUCAACAUCUUUUACCUGAGCAACCCAAUACUUCAAUGACAUUGAUGCCAGAAGGAGUCUUUUUUACCCACAAUCUAUUCAAAAAUUUGAAAUGGGUAAAGCCGAACAGCUCCACUGGCAAUAUAAAGCAAUCUUUCUUGAAUCAACCAUGCUAACCUCUGUUUGAAGAAACGAAGAAACUAGGAACCAUGCUCGCCUGAGUACACAAGGUUCUAAAAAUAACAAAGGAGAUAGGUCUAAUGAAAAAGAAGUACGAAAGAUCCAUUAUAACUAUGACAGAUCAAAAUCUAACUAAAAUACUAUCGGCAAUAUUUGUCAUAAAUUAGCUCAGGCAUGUUUCACUCGACAACGGGGCGUGACACCCAGACAAAAUGUCCAAGAAUCCGUUGCUAAAUGGUCCUGCGAAAAGGUGAACAAAUAUGGAGGCUGACCCCCUGAGAAUGAAAAUUGUAUUGAGAAAAUGAAAGGCGUGGUUGUAAAAAUGGCUUGUAAUAA